Messenger RNA from Nerophis lumbriciformis (worm pipefish), 1173 nucleotides. NCBI's taxonomy places the organism in Eukaryota, Metazoa, Chordata, Actinopteri, Syngnathiformes, Syngnathidae. The record is from RefSeq and is a predicted model, not a curated record.
AUGCAGCACUACGGCGUGAACGGCUACUCGCUGCAUGCCAUGAACUCCCUGAGCGCCAUGUACAACCUUCACCAGCAGGCGGCGCAACAGGCGCAGCACGCUCCCGACUACAGGCCCUCCGUGCACGCGCUCACCUUGGCGGAGAGACUCGCCGGCUGCGCAUUUCAAGACAUCAUCCUGGAGGCUCGUUACGGCUCUCAGCACCGCAAACAGCGUCGGAGCCGCACGGCCUUCACCGCCCAGCAGCUGGAGGCCCUGGAGAAGACCUUCCAGAAGACGCACUACCCCGACGUUGUGAUGAGGGAGCGGCUGGCCAUGUGCACUAACCUGCCCGAAGCUCGUGUGCAGGUUUGGUUCAAGAACCGCAGAGCCAAGUUCCGUAAGAAGCAACGCAGCCUCCAGAAGGAACAACUGCAGAAACAGAAGGAGACAAGCGCUGAAGGAGGGGCCGAGAAGGAGGCCACCACCGCAGGCUCCGCCACCGUCAUCCCAGACUCCCACUUACCUCCGUCCACCUCCGCCUCUCUGGAGACAGAGUGUCCGACUGUCCCGCUGGACAUGGAACUUAAUGUCACGUCGGCAGAGCAGUCUGGCAGCGAGUCUGCAGCGGAGGAUAAUGGCACGGAUAAGGAGGAAGACAGUAAAUGUCAACGAGAGGAGAUGGAGAGUGAGAGAGCGGGGACACCGGGAGAUGUUUCUUCACCUUGCAGAAGACUCAGCCCUAAACCAGACUCUCCUCUGGUCUCUCCAUCCGUUACUCCUUCCUCGUCAAGCAGUGGCAUGGGCGGCGCCGGCGGUCCCCUCUCCCAGAACCACUCAUACUCCUCAUCCCCCCUCAGCUUGUUUCGCCUGCAGGAGCAGUUCCGCCAGCAUAUGGCUGCCACCAACAACCUGGUGCACUACCCUGCUUUCGACCUGGCCGCCCCCUCUUCCCUGCCCUACCUGGGAAUGAAUGUCAACAUGCCCCCAGCACCGCUGGGCAGCUUGCCGUGCCAGUCUUACUACCAGUCGCUGUCCCAUCACGCCCAGCAGGUGUGGAAUAGCCCGCUUCUGCAGGCGUCGACUGCGGGCGGACUGAGCAACCACAACAGCAAGACCACCAGCAUCGAGAACCUGCGGUUGAGGGCCAAACAGCACGCAGCCUCCUUGGGAUUGGACACCUUGUCUAACUAA